Penicillium argentinense is the source of this 474-nucleotide messenger RNA. RefSeq lists its product as uncharacterized. The record is from RefSeq and is a predicted model, not a curated record. The transcript has a single exon. The coding region runs from base 1 to 474 and encodes 157 amino acids. Lineage: Eukaryota; Fungi; Ascomycota; Eurotiomycetes; Eurotiales; Aspergillaceae.
AUGGCGUCCGAGGGUUCAUCUCGCCCUGGAGGUUCGAAACGCCGACUCCUAAUCCCCGAGAAACGAAAACUCCUCCCCCCAAGACCAAAGAAAGUCAUCAGCCAGACCAACGAACCGGGGAUCGUCUUCAAGAACCCUCGACCCAAAGAAACUGCACACAGCGAUGAAAGCGAGGAUAAUGAUGAAGAUGCAUCCGACAAGCCCACACGUAUCGAGUUCGAUUUCGCCUCAACCUCUCGGCCCUUUCUCGAUCCCUCCACGUGGGAAGCAAUGCUGAAGAAAUCGCGCGAGGAGAGUGCGAUGCGCGGGGGAGACACGGACCCUGCGGACACCGUUGAGACGCCGGAGGAGCAAGCAAGACGCGAGAAAGAAUCGGAGUACGGAUCGAUGGCGAUUCGAGGCCGGUCGAGUAUCUCUGGUCGAGGAAGGCGAGGCAGAGGUACUGACAAGGGGCAUUGGGCAGGACGGCAUUAG